Saccoglossus kowalevskii is the source of this 918-nucleotide messenger RNA. RefSeq names its product protein cfxQ homolog. The record is from RefSeq and is a predicted model, not a curated record. NCBI's taxonomy places the organism in Eukaryota, Metazoa, Hemichordata, Enteropneusta, Harrimaniidae.
AGCCUAUCAGUAAUACUUCAUUGAAACCAAAACUUCCUGAAAUUAAAUAUAUAUCAGAAUUGCCACCAUGUCUGACACCACAUGAAAAAUUUGGAUCAACAAGUAAAGAUAAUAGAGGCAAACUGAAGAAGCUUGAGAAAUCUAUUGUGUUGAAUAUGGAAAAUAAACUUAAGCAGUUUGUGGGACUUGGUGUUUUAAAGAGUGCCAUGAUUGAUUUCAGCAAAACUGCAUAUAUGCAGGUUAAGCAUGGUGACAUGGAUUUUAGAGUUCCACAUAUGUUAUUUGUAGGUGGACCAGAACUUCUCAGUGAUCUGGGGCUAAUUGAUCAAAAUAAAGUAAUAGAAGUGCAAAGAUCAGAUCUGGUCGGAGCUUAUAUUGGCGAAUCUGCAAUAAAAACUAAAGAAGUUAUUAAUAAAAGUAAAGGAGGAAUUCUCUUUGUGGAUGAAGCUUACAGAUUGGUGGUUGAAGGGUGCGAAAAAGAUCAUGGCAAAGAAGCACUGGAAGAGAUAAUGUCGGUCAUGGAGGAUGGUGACCCAAUAAUCAUCCUUGCAGGUUACGAGAAGGAGAUGAACAAAGUGUUCAUGGCAAAUCGGGGGCUAAGGAGUAGAGUCUCCUUAGUGUUCAAUUUUCCAAAUUAUUCAAAAGAAGAAAUAGCAGAAAUUAUUAUUCUAGAAGUGGAUAAUGACAAGAAAAUAACGACCAAACUAACAGUUCAAGAAUUGGAACAAAUGAUUUCAACUCGGGCUUCGGAUGAAUUUUUAGCUGAAAGAAAUGGCCGUUUUUCAAGACAGGUUUUCAUUGAAGCCAAGGCAGCUAUGUAUAUUAGACUUUUCGAUAAUGAAAGCUCAGAAGUGAUUCUUUCUUUGGAAAAAGAAGACUUCGAAAAAUCUAUAGACAAAAUUGUUUCUAUGUGCUCAG